AUGUCGUGCACUAGCUGCUGGUCAAAAUCUCUAACCCACGAUGACAUAUCCGGCAACCUGAUUUGCGCAUCGUGCGGUACGGUCCAAUCAUUCGACAAUUUUGACCCCCAAACCUACGGUCGCGAUGGCCCUAUCGGAACUUACAUCCACGUCGGUUCUGCAGGUACCGGCUCCGUCCUAAACUAUAAAGAUAAAAAAGUUUACGAAUCUAAGAAAUUAAUCGAUGAAUAUACUUAUAAAUUAAAUUUGACCGGUCAAAGAUCCGUGGAUGUCAAAAACAUGAUUAAUAAAAUCACUGAGGGUGAAUUUGGGUUAGGGGAGUGGUUUCCGAUUUUAAUCGGUGCGUGUGGUUAUAUUGUUAUGAGAAUGGAGAAUAAAUCUUUACCUCUGGGUGAGGUUGCGUCUGUUUUGAAUUGUGAUGUGCAUGAAUUAGGAAGAAUGGUUACGCGUGUGGUUGAGUUUUUGAAUUUGAAGUUGCCUGAAUUUGAUAUUGUGAUUAUGUUUGAGAAAGUGUUUAGUAACUCGAAAUUGUCAAAAUUGGUUGAAUUGGAGAGGGAUAAGUUGGAGCAGAUGAGACAACAAGGAGUGUUUUUGUUGAAUUGUGCAGUGAAGUGGUUUUUGACGACUGGGAGGAGACCAAUGCCAUUGGUGGCAGCUGUUUUGGUGUUUGUUGCAGAGUUGAAUGGGGUUGGAUUGAGGAUUGAGGAUGUUGCCAAGGAGGUACAUUGUGUGCUUGGAACAUGUAGAAAGAGAUACUCAGAGUUGUUGGAAGCGCUUGUGAAGGUGGCUCAAGCGUUGCCAUGGGGAAAGGAUGUGAAUGUAAAGAACAUAGUGAAGAAUGCACCUUUUGUAAUGCGUUAUAUGGAGUUGAAGUCCCGGGAGAAGAAAAAAGAAGACAGGGAAGGGCUAAAGUGUGGUGCGGUUGAUUUUGAUGAUGUGGUUAGGGAGUGUUUGGAAAAAGAUUUUGAGUAUGGGAUUGAUGAGGAUAAGGUGGAAAGUGAUGCUCAGUAUUUUGAUAUGGAUGAUAGAAGUGGGUUGACUAGAAGAGGGAUUGGAAAUGGUGAUAAGUUUGAGCUUUCUCAUGAAUGCUUGGGAAUGAUUUAUGCUAAGUUUUCAAAUGAGAUUGAUGGUCGGAGGUUAUUAGGAGAGAGUGAAGAGUUACAUGGAAGGAAGAGAAGGAGAGGGUUUGAGCGUAGUGCUUGUAGGAAAUGGUGGAAUGGAAAAUCAGAAAUGAGCCAGAAACUUAUGCUUAAGAAAAUUUUGGAGAAAGAUGUAGGGCUGGAUGUUAUGCCUCCGUCAUUUGUUAAUGGCUGCAUGGCAAAUGAGAAGAGGAGAGCAAAGAUAAAUUCUGCGAAGGUAAGGAUUAAUAAGAUUAUGGAUCCAUCCAGAGCUGAAUCAGCUGAUACAUGUGACAAUGACAAUGUUGCCCCUUCGGAAUGUGUACUUAGUGGGAAGAGAAAAAAGAGAAAACGAAUUGGGGAAAUUGAUUGGGAAGACUUUAUUAUUGAGAUGCUCCUCCUCCAUCAGGUGAAAGAGGAGGAUAUUGAGACAGGACAUUACAAUACCCUGUUGGCCUUGCAUGUUCAACUGUGAGGAUAUGUGAAGGGUUCACCAAUGAGAGCAUCCAAAAA
Pistacia vera is the source of this 1631-nucleotide messenger RNA. RefSeq names its product plant-specific TFIIB-related protein PTF2-like. The record is from RefSeq and is a predicted model, not a curated record. Gene Ontology annotation, biological process: transcription by RNA polymerase III; transcription preinitiation complex assembly; DNA-templated transcription initiation. Gene Ontology annotation, molecular function: RNA polymerase III type 3 promoter sequence-specific DNA binding; RNA polymerase III general transcription initiation factor activity. The transcript has a single exon. Bases 1 to 1593 code for a protein of 530 amino acids. Lineage: Eukaryota; Viridiplantae; Streptophyta; Magnoliopsida; Sapindales; Anacardiaceae. Gene Ontology annotation, cellular component: nucleus; transcription factor TFIIIB complex; transcription preinitiation complex.